AUGGGUUCGAUGUUCUCGGCGCUGGGAACGAAUCGACGGCCACGUAGACAGCGUCAGCCACAGCAUCCACUCCGAGCGACCCCUCCCAUUCACCAGAUUGAAGAAGUCGCAAGUCCCUUCGAAACCACUACAUCACACUCGUGGUUCUUCUCGGGCCUUCUUUCACUCUUUCCCCAGAGCUUUGACUCACCGCGAGCCUCGCCCGGGGUCCCAAAUUCACCAACCGCCAACAUGAAGUCUACACUCUACAAACUACCAACGGAGCUGCGUGAGAUGGUCUUCAAGUAUUCUCUUGCACCUGAAUGGGAUGGCAAGAUGCCAGGCCUGAUCAAGGCUUUGAGAUCCGACAAAGACUUGUAUGCUGAGUGUAUACAUGCCUGGCGCAAGCACAAGCACACCUACAUCUUGUCUGAGAAGAAUAACUGGUCUUUCCUCGAUAUGCCGAAGAAAGUUAUUGCUACCAUCACGAAGGUCCGGAUCAUGGUUGACGAAGACAUCGCCCUCCACCCACUCCUCAGAUGGAGUGAUAUGGCCGUCAUCCAUGAGCGCUUCCCCAUGUCUAUUCACGACCUCUCCCUCACCGCCGCUCUCGCGACCUCAGUCACCAGCGUGACCCUCGACUGCCGCCCUAAAACUUCCAACCUCUACUUUUGGUACCCCUCAAAAUUCACCAUGUACCUCUCUGGGUUCCCAGUCUUAACCUACGUCGAAAUCACCUGUCCCCUCAAGCCCAACUCACCAGUCCACGAAGGUGGCGGAGGACGGGGACUGCGAGACGAAGAGGCCAUGGUUAAUUCUGCGUGGCAGGAGAUGACGAUGAAGAAGGCUGUCAGGGCUGGGAAUCUGGAAUUGGGAGUUUUGGCUAAGUUGAAGAUGGUGUAUGCGGAUGUGUAUUGGGAGUACGGAAAUAGAGAAUUUCGCAAAUUUGAGUAUAGGGAUGCUUGGAUCUGGAUUGCGGAGGAGGGAAAGACGCUUAACAAGAUUGAUCUACCGCCGGGUUUGAUGAUGACGGGACCGAGGAAGCGAAGGGGGCUAUUUCGACAACUGCCAGUCAAAUUCUCCAUAUUCACGGACGAAGAUCGAAGACACAGUUUAGCCGUUGGAGGAAUUGUCAUUGGCAAGAAUCCGAACAGAUCUUUAGGGGAGCUUUGCGAUACACAUGACAAUCGGAAAUAG
Molecule: messenger RNA, 1176 nt
Organism: Drepanopeziza brunnea f. sp. 'multigermtubi' MB_m1
Lineage: Eukaryota; Fungi; Ascomycota; Leotiomycetes; Helotiales; Drepanopezizaceae
Source: RefSeq, a predicted model, not a curated record